Myxocyprinus asiaticus (Chinese sucker) is the source of this 2721-nucleotide messenger RNA. Its product is annotated as ribosomal protein S6 kinase-like 1. Gene Ontology annotation, biological process: protein phosphorylation. Gene Ontology annotation, molecular function: protein kinase activity; ATP binding. Bases 216 to 2336 code for a protein of 706 amino acids. The transcript is spliced from 11 exons. NCBI's taxonomy places the organism in Eukaryota, Metazoa, Chordata, Actinopteri, Cypriniformes, Catostomidae. The record is from RefSeq and is a predicted model, not a curated record.
UGUGAAGCUGCAGAAGCGUGCGUGCUGGUGCUGAUGCUGCUGUGAGGAGGAAGAUGAAGGAGGAAGCUGGUCUUGAUCCACAUGUGUGUGAAUGCAAUAGAGAAGUGGCUGCUGGAAGAGUCUUUAAUGAGCAGAAAUGAGCUGCUUCACUGAUCUUACAUUUACACAUCCUUCAUCUGGUUCCUGUGGACGUUUGUUGCAGCUGACAGACAAACAUGGCAAAGAAAGACUAUCUGGUCGACGCAGCUCAACAGAUUCGAAUGGCACUGGACAGAGAAAUCAACGAGGAUUAUGAAGCUGCAUUCAGCUACUACAAGAAUGGAGUGGAUCUGCUGCUAAACGGAGUUCAAGUGGAUCCAAACAAGGAGAGACGUGAGGCCGUGAAGCGGAAGACCACUCAAUAUCUGAAGAGAGCCGAGGAAAUUUUCAUAUCUUACUUACAGGACAACAUCACUAAAGGAUCCGCUCACUUAGGAGGUUACAGCAGUUUACGGUUUCGGUCGAUCAGACACCUCAGCUCACCGGUGGAGAAUCUGGCCAUGUGCAGAGUAACUCGAAUUAUUGAUAAGGUGCUGAUGGUGGAAAGUUUAAUAAGCAAGGAGACAUUUAUCGUUAAGAGUUUACCCAAGUCCAGCUGGGAGAGUCGUGAGAGGUCAACCAUCAUUCCUCAGGGUGUUCCAUUCAUGGUAAAGUUGCUGAAGUACUACGUCAGUGAAGACUCUGUGUUCCUACAUCUAGAGCAUGUUCAGGGUGGAAGGCUCUUUUCCAGACUUUGCAGGGUCAGAAGCGAAGAAGUCAGGGAGCAUCCCGAGUGCUUCAGUCCCAACCAGCACAAGAUCCACCUGAAGAACAGCUACACCCUUCCUGCCUUCAGCCAGGAGAGUUACCUGAAUGAGAAUUUUGGGAUAACAGCACCUCUUGAGAGGCCAGGAAGACCUGCUAAUCAUUGCAUUGAGAACUGCAAAACCUGUUCUUACUGUAAAGAUACAGCUUUGUAUGCAGCAAGGACAGAUUAUGGCCUGGCCUCUAUCGGUCUUUCCAAUGGUCAGUGUCUAAAGUCUUCAUCUCAGGAUAAUGUUCCUCUUCCUGUUCAUCCCUGUGUGAUCGUGGACACUCGGGAUCCUCUUGAUGUCACUUCCGACCUUCUAGGAAACGAUGUCCGCAUUGAGCGGAUUGACUCUAGCGUAGAUUUGAACAAAGCUUGGAAUGCUUUGGAACCUGCUCAAGACCGUAGAAUUUGUACUAUUCCAGGGUCAAACUCUGACAUUCUCUGUUUCAGCAUUGCAGCUCAGAUCACUCCCGCCACUUUAUUUGGUGGAAACACCCAACCGACCCUCUGCAGCACCAUUGACGUUCUUCCACAGAGGGUGCGUAUAGUUUCGAACACAUCACAUUUACAUCCACAAAGCCAAGCGCAAGAUGGCUUUCACCAUGAACAGUGUGCCAGUAACUCUAAACCGAGUGGAAAUGGACAGCUUUCGCAGUUUGUGGCCGAAUUGAGCGUAGAAAAUUCUUAUCACUGUCCAACUGAAUGUAGACCUCAAAAGCAAGAAGGAAUCUUGUUAGACUUCACAAAGAUGACCUCUCGGGGGAGCUCUGAUGAUACUGUGAGAGAGGGCAUGGACAAUUGGGAGUUCCCCAACCCUUUGUUUAAACAUACACAGGAGGGCACGAUCUUAUUCCAAUCAGCUCCUAGAAUGAACAGUUCCUUUUUGAGUAAGACUAAACUACAAGGCCCUAAUGUUGAACAGCUGGUUGAGGUGGACAGCUUGGGCCAUCAACCCCUACUGAAGGCCAGAAGCUUCAAUGCAGAUUCUAAGCGGGGUGGAUGGGGACUUCCAGAAGAGGAGGUGCGACUUUGGGGGGCUCAGAUCCUGCUGGCCCUGGAGAGUCUUCAUGAGCAGGGCAUUGUAUGCCUGGACCUCAACCCCAGAAACAUUCUGCUACGGAGCAGUGGUGAAGUGUGUCUUACAUACUUUGGACAGUGGACAGAAGUUCAGCCUGAAAUCAGCCCAAAAUCAAUGGAACAGAUGUACUGUGCACCAGAAAUCGGCGGUGUGACAAAAGUCACAGAGGCUUGUGAUUGGUGGAGUCUUGGAGCUUUAUUAUAUGAGCUGCUUACAGGCAUGCCUCUCUGGCGGUGCCACCCUACAGGUGUUCACCCGCACACGUCGCUACAUAUUCCAGAAUUCCUGAGCACGGCAGCCGCAUCCCUUCUCACAGAGCUUCUCCAGUAUGAUGCCGGUUAUCGUCUGGGAUCUGGAGGAGGGGGUGUGAGUGACAUCAAGUGUCAUCCGUUCUUUAGUAGUGUCCCGUGGCUCACACUCAACAGUUAACUGACGCUUUAUAGAGUAUUCAAAACACUGACAGUCCCAAAGAACCAUGAGAUCUCAGAAGGAUUGAUGGACUCAUCAUCACAUCAGCCACCUGCACUGAAGUCAAAUUUCUGGAAAACACAUUGAAACUAUCACGUUGUCACACACAUGUCCUUAUACUUCCUUUAGAAAUGUACUUACCUGCCCGAGAGCAAGGGAAUAUAAACACAUACAUUUUGGGCAUUAAAAUGUCCACCUGGUGUAAUGCAGAUGUGCUGGUAAAAUGCAAUAUGACUGAACACCAAAACAUUCAGCCAUGUGUUUCAAGCAUGCAGAACCUCUCCAUUUUUUGAUGAAUUAUAUUUUGAAUGUCAUUUAUUGAACUUGUGUGACUGCAUUUAAUAAA